Messenger RNA from Sycon ciliatum, 2572 nucleotides. Its product is annotated as lysophospholipid acyltransferase 2-like. Bases 362 to 1855 code for a protein of 497 amino acids. Gene Ontology annotation, cellular component: membrane. The record is from RefSeq and is a predicted model, not a curated record. Gene Ontology annotation, biological process: lipid modification. The transcript has 15 exons. Gene Ontology annotation, molecular function: acyltransferase activity. Lineage: Eukaryota; Metazoa; Porifera; Calcarea; Leucosolenida; Sycettidae.
GCAUGCAGCCAGGCCUGAAAGGAAGCUGGGCGGAGGGAGGUUAGUCCACGGCUACUGAGUCUGUAGCUACAUCUGCCAAAAGCAGGCAUCUUACACCCGUUUGUGCGCAGAGCUAGAGACCACCUGGAGUGUCGGGGAGAAGAAAAAUCAUGAUCAUACAAGGCCGUUUGGUUCGCCAAUGUGCCUGGAGAUUCGCCAGCUGUAGGUAGUUCGAUAACGAGGAAACUUUGGAACUGGCUUUUGAGUGUAGUCUUCAACAGUGAAGUUGGAUAACUGAAGAGUGCAUUGUAGAUUUUGAAAUAGAUUUGAAAUAGUUUAAAUUUGAGAAUUGAUCGGCGGUGACAAGACGGCCAGCCUCGGAAUGGAUGAGGAGCUUGCAUCAGUUUCAUUGUUGACACGCCAGGUAUACGUGGCUGCUGACUCGAUCAAUCUUGCCAGAGACCAGCUUCUCUUCUUCGCUUGUACAGUGUUUGCGUUUGUGGGCAGUGCCCUGUUCAAUCUGCUGCUACCGCCGGUGCGCACAUCCACCGCUCUCCGCCAUGCUGUGCUGACAACGUUUGGCGUUCUGCUGUUGUUCUACUGUUACGGCGGCACGCAAACAUGUAUUCUGGUUGUAGUGAGCGUCGUUUCUCAGCUAUUGAUGCAGUAUGCACCUGCUAAUUACAUGCAUGUAUUGGUGUUCAUCGUCUCGAUGGGAUGCCUGGCAGGCACACACAUCUUCAACAUGGUGUUUCACUUUGGAGAGUAUAAAGUUGACUAUACAGGGUCUUUGAUGGUAAUCACAGCCAAAAUCAGUGGCAUGGCCUUCGCUCUGCAUGACGGUGUAUACAAGAAAGCCGAGUCGCUAACAGCGGAGCAGAAGCAGCUCAGCCUUGCGAGGUUUCCUUGCCUGCUGGAGUACUACAGUUAUCUCUUCAACUUCCCAUCCGCGCUGGCCAUGCCGAUGGCUAGCUUCAAGGAGUAUGCUACGUUCGUGUCUGGUGCUAGUCUGCCAGCAGACAUACGUAGUGGAAAGAAGCGCCUCUUCUCAAACUAUCUUCCCGCUUUCGGUAAGGCUGGGUAUGGUAUAAUCCUUCUCGGCCUCCACCUUGUCAUCUCUCCGAUGUUCCCGAUUCUAGAUACUGCCAAGGAGGACUUUCUUGGAUACUCGUUUGUCUACCGCGUUGCUUACAUGUACGUGGCGGGUCUGUUCCUGAGGUGUCGCUACUACUUUGCCUUUGUCUUUGCGGAUAGCACUGUGAACGCCGCUGGUUUUGGCCACUGUGUGGACAAGAAGACCGGACAGUCCUCUUGGGACGGGUGUACAAACAUCCGGCCAUUCUCUGUGGAGCUUGCCACCAGCCCCAAGACCGCCAUUGACAACUGGAAUAUCCAGACCGGCCGAUGGUUGCGCUACAUUGCAUAUGAGCGGUUUCCUUGGGCGCCACGUGUGGCCACGUUUGUCCUCUCCGCCAUUUGGCAUGGCUUUUACGGUGGCUAUCUGGUCUCUAUGCCUUUCUCCGCAUUCCUGGGAGAAGCAGCUGUGCGGGUGCGUCGCCGUGUUCGUCCCUAUUUCCAGACCUCGUCUAGCAGGGCUCUGCUGUACGAUCAGAUAACACGCAUUGGUACCAUGGUGCACAUGAACUACGCCCUGACGCCGUUCAUGUGCCUGGAGUUUUGGCCUGGCAUGCUGGCUUGGAGGAAUGUGUACUUCUUUGGCACGUUCACCAUUUUCGGAGUAUUGCUCUUUGUACCAGCAAAGAAGCGUCCAGCACCAGCAACCGCCACCGCCAAUGGUGUUGUCAGCGAUGGCAGCAAUGGUGUUGUCAGCAAUGGCAGCAGUGGUAGCAAUGGAAUAAAGCCACAUUCCCAAUAGACCAGCAGAAUGCACGUGCCACUGGUACUUGUUAAUUGUUCCACUGUGCACGGUGAAUGUCUACUUCUCAACCCUUGCUUCAACUGUCCUAUGCUAUAUUUAUGCUUACAAUUUUUUAUUGUUCUGUGGUGGUGUGGGGAUCGCAGCUUAUUUCAAUUCUUCAUUGCAAUUUUUAUUAUAUUGGCGUGUCAGGCUGUCUUGGCAACUUUAAGAUACGGGGUGCUGGUGCAUGCCAAGACAAGAAGGUUUUCUGGUCCUGCACUACACCCUUUUUUUAUUUCCUUCCCGUUUUGUGACUCUUUUCUCUACCAACCUUUCGCUGUUUUUGUCUAGAGCCUUGAAUGUUUAGUGUUCUGUUGCACAAAUCUUCAAUCGUUGUAAUAGAGCAGCGUUUUGUUCUGACUGUACAAGUAGAUUUUGAUAGGAUUCCGUUCUCUUUCCUUAGAUUUAAUGGUGCUUGCCAUAGUUUAGCUGCAAGUUUAUAGCAAUUUCAGUCCACGGUGUAUUUAGCUCUCUGGUAGUGCAUGGUGGCGCUAUUCUUCCCCCAGUUUCUUUUCUUCCAAUUAAUUUUCCAAACGUGCAUGUACUGUGUGUGUGGUAUUUGUGUGCGAUCGAUUUCUCUCGAGGCACAAUUUUCGUUUUAUCGGCGCGUGGGUUUUGGCGUGGACAUGUCAAUGAUCUCUAUGUUGAGAAGAGCGUGAUGUUUUGAACUUUUGA